This is a messenger RNA of Pipra filicauda (Wire-tailed manakin), 1008 nucleotides long. RefSeq lists its product as uncharacterized. The transcript has 2 exons. Lineage: Eukaryota; Metazoa; Chordata; Aves; Passeriformes; Pipridae. The record is from RefSeq and is a predicted model, not a curated record. Bases 57 to 785 code for a protein of 242 amino acids.
CAGGCAGCUGGUGCUGGGCAGCUGCAGCUUCCCAUGGCAGCUCCCAACGAAGUUCCAUGAGCUCCAGGAAGCAUUUCCCAAGGUUCAUCCAAAGCUCCCAGGACACCCAGGUGCUGUUUGAGGAGCAGCACGGGGAGCUGGAGGCACAGCUGGCCCAGUGGCAAUGGGAGCAGGGGCCCUUCCUGGGGCUCCAGACUGAGAGGCCGGAGGAGCUGCCGGGACUGCUGGGGGGUGGGAAUUCUCCCCAGCACCUCCGAGUGCAGAGGCCAGACGUGGCCAGUGGAAGGGAGGAGGACAAUGGCACGGCCAGUGGAAGGGAGGAGGACAAUGACAUGGCCAGUGGAAGGGAGGAGGACAAUGAGGCCACGGGACGACACAGCAGCAGCCCCCCAGAGCUGGAGAGCAGCAGCUCCGCGGCCAUGGCCUGGUUCCUCCCCAGGGAAGUGGUGAUCACCAAGUCCCUGGAGGCCGACAGCAGCAGCAGCAGCAGCAGCAGCAGCCUCCUGGAGCUGGCCCGCAGCAUCCCCACGCCUGACCCGUGGUGGGGCCCAGCCAAGGCCCCCCCCCGGCAGCGGGUGCCCCCGGGCAGGGCCCGUGGCUGGGCACCACGGGCCUUCCUGGGCAAGCUCUGUGCCCGCCUGAGGGGAUUCCUGGGACCCUGGUGGAGCUGCCACAUCCCUGCCUGCCAGUGCCCCCACCACGUCCCUCCCUGCCAGUGCCACCGCCACGUCCCUCCCUGCCAGUGCCACCGCCACGUCCGUCCCUCCCGGAGCCGCCUCCUCUGAUGCCCCAGUGCUGGUGGCAGUGCCGGGCCCAGAAGAGCAAAAGGUUUCAAUCCUGAGCCACCACGGCCUGUCCAAGCCACAAACAACAUCCUGGGUUGGUCAGGCAGGCCCUGACCCUCACACCCCCCGUGGCUGGGCCUCAUCCCCUGGCACCUCAGGCUCGUCCUCACUCUUUGGCUCUACAUUCCCCCCAGCAACAAAUUAAAAAAAACCAGCCAAAGUA